Molecule: messenger RNA, 2697 nt
Organism: Sinocyclocheilus rhinocerous
Lineage: Eukaryota; Metazoa; Chordata; Actinopteri; Cypriniformes; Cyprinidae
Product: glutamate receptor ionotropic, kainate 1-like
Exons: 14
Coding region: 1-2124 (707 amino acids)
Biological process (GO): monoatomic ion transport
Cellular component (GO): membrane
Molecular function (GO): ligand-gated monoatomic ion channel activity; signaling receptor activity
Source: RefSeq, a predicted model, not a curated record
AUGAAAAGCAGUCCUCAUUUGUGCUGCUACAUCUCUGCUGGAAGUCACAUGAAGGUGAGGAUGCUGGAGGAAUCUGGCAUGUUCAAUGUUUCUUGCUUGGCUGCUCAGCCUUACUUUCAUCAGAGUUGGCUAAUUCGUCUUCAGGAGCUGAUAAAGGCUCCGUCUCGCUACAGCAUCAAGAUCAAAAUCCGACAGUUACCGAUGGGAAGUAAAGACGCUCGGCCGCUUCUUAAAGAGAUGAAGAAGGGGAAAGAGUUUUGUGUCAUCUUUGACUGCUCGUACCAGACCGCAGCAGACGUCCUCAAACAGCUGUUGUCUAUGGGCAUGAUGACUGAAUACUACCAUUUCUUCUUUACCACGCUGGAUCUGUUUGCGUUGGACCUGGAGCCGUACCGAUACAGUGGCGUGAACAUGACGGGUUUCCGUCUGCUCAACAUCGUCAACCCUCAUGUGGCGUCAGUGGUGGAGAAAUGGUCCAUGGAGCGACUGCAGGCUCCACCCAAACCCGAGACCGGCCUGCUGGAUGGAAUGAUGACAGUCUGUCCAUCCUCUUUUCCUUUAUGUAUACACUCUUACAAAUAUGCACUACAGAUAUGUCAAAAGGAAUCACUUUCACUGAACUCGUUGUUGGCUCAGUGGAACGGACUGACCGGACAGAUCAUCAUAAACAAGACGGACGGCCUGAGGAAAGACUUCGAUCUCGACAUCAUCAGUCUGAAAGAGGAUGGGAUGGAAAAGCUGUUUAUGGAAAGUGGUCGCUUUAACAAAGUAUGGAAGAAGAUCGGUGUGUGGAACUCAAACACUGGCCUUAACCUGACAGACAGCAAUAAAGACAAAAACACCAACGUGACGGACUCCAUGGCCAACCGCACGCUCAUCGUCACCACAAUUCUGGAAAACCCAUAUGUGAUGUACAAGAAGUCAGAUAAGCCGCUGUAUGGGAACGACCGGUUUGAAGGCUACUGUUUGGAUCUCCUGAAGGAGUUGUCCAACAUCCUGGGCUUCUCCUAUGAAGUCAAACUGGUGUCUGAUGGGAAAUAUGGAGCUCAGAAUGACAAAGGAGAAUGGAAUGGCAUGGUCCAAGAGCUGAUCGAUCAUGUGGCAGAUUUGGCCGUGGCACCACUCACCAUUACUUACGUGCGAGAGAAAGUCAUCGAUUUUUCUAAGCCCUUCAUGACCCUGGGAAUCUCUAUCCUCUACCACAAACCCAAUGGCACCAAUCCAGGUGUCUUCUCCUUCCUGAAUCCGCUCUCUCCGGACAUCUGGAUGUACGUGCUGCUGGCCUGCCUCGGGGUCAGCUGUGUGCUGUUCGUCAUUGCCAGGUGUCUUCUCCUUCCUGAAUCCGCUCUCUCCGGACAUCUGGAUGUACGUGCUGCUGGCCUGCCUCGGGGAUCGGAGUUGAUGCCUAAGGCUUUGUCCACCAGGAUUGUUGGAGGUAUCUGGUGGUUCUUCACCCUCAUCAUCAUCUCGUCCUACACGGCUAACCUGGCCGCCUUCCUCACCGUGGAGCGAAUGGAUUCGCCCAUAGACUCGGCCGAUGAUCUGGCCAAACAGACCAAGAUUGAGUAUGGCGCCGUGAGGGACGGGUCCACUAUGACUUUCUUUAAGAAAUCAAAGAUCUCCACCUAUGAGAAGAUGUGGGCGUUCAUGAGCAGCCGGAAGAACACGGCGCUGGUGAAGAAUAACAGAGAGGGAAUCCAGCGUGUUAUGACCACAGAUUACGCUCUUCUGAUGGAGUCCACCAGCAUCGAGUACAUCAGCCAGAGAAACUGCAACCUCACGCAGAUCGGAGGACUCAUCGACUCAAAGGGCUACGGAGUCGGCACUCCUAUUGGCUCCCCGUAUCGUGACAAGGUGACCAUCGCCAUCCUGCAGUUACAGGAGGAGGGGAAACUGCACAUGAUGAAGGAGAAGUGGUGGCGAGGAAACGGCUGUCCUGAGGAGGACAGUAAAGAGGCCAGCGCUCUGGGAGUGGAGAACAUCGGAGGAAUCUUCAUCGUGCUGGCGGCUGGACUCGUCCUGUCUGUGUUCGUGGCCAUCGGCGAGUUUAUCUAUAAGUCCAGGAGGAACCUGGACAUCGAGGAGGUGAGCGUGGGACAGUGUGAAUGGCACAAAAAAUACUGAUGGAGAUGGUGGACAACGCAGGACUUCAGAGGACGUCAGUGGGAGUUUUAUAAUGUACUUUUGCUCCUCGACCUUAUUAAAUCCAAACACGCUGACGAAACAUUACUUGUAUGAUGUCAGCUGUGUGAGAACUGGUGGCGACGUUGGAUACUGAGCAACAUUUUUUUUAAACAUUUUUUAUUUUCAGAUGGACAAAAAGGCAUCUGUCAGUGAGAUGUGAAUCAAGACAGGAGUGUAAGUUUGCAGUUUAACUAUUACGCCAGUUACUGUAUCGUUGAGUAGUUCACUCCCAUGUAGUUUGUAUUUAGAUUUAAAAGACUUGAACGUUUUAUUCUUUACAGACAUAUUCCUCCUUAAUCUAAUUUAUGAUAAGGCAUGUCUGUGAGUUUUAUUAUAGGUGAUGUGUGUAAUUUUUCAUGUUGAAAUGAGUCAAUUAUACAUCAUUGAUUCAUAGGUUGAUUUUCCAGAAGAGUGCAAACAACAUUAUUCUGUUUUUUUUUUCUUUUAAACAUUUUUAUGUGAAAUUAAUUAAAAUUUAUUGCAAUAUGGGGAAGUCAGUGUGGUUUUCAGGUU